UGUACAUUGUAAUGUUGUGAUUUUCAGCAUAAAAAAAUUUCAAAGGUACAUCAUGCAAAAAAUCGCUUUUUAUUUGUUAGCUAUCUUGGGAACAUCUUUAGUCACACUAGGAAUGCCAUAUCCAUCGGGUAAUGGCAAUAAUGUGGAUAGGACGCCGCGGCUAAAUAACCCAAGUGUCACACAAGGUCAGCCAAUACCACCGGAUGGCAAUAAUGUGGAUAGGACGCCGCGGCUAAAUAACCCAAGGGUCACACAAGGUCAGCCAAUAUCACCGGUUAGCCUUGAAAUUGUUGGGACGCAGCGAAAUGACGAAAUAAUUAAUAUAGGACCGGGAAAUGAAGAAGAACAUUUAGUACCUAUAAAGCGAGGUUCUGGGCCACGAUGUUGUAUUACUUUCUGCAAUGUGGUGAAAGUAGCAGGAUCUUGUUGUUGUAAACUUCCAAACGAAUGACUAGAGGGUACUCUUUGUUAUUACAAAUACGAAUCCAAAUGUGGCGUGUGAAAAUAUUCCAGUUUCUUAUAAAUACAAUAUAAAGUUCUAUUUGAAUUGUUUAAACUUAC
This is a messenger RNA of Adelges cooleyi (spruce gall adelgid), 561 nucleotides long. RefSeq lists its product as uncharacterized. Lineage: Eukaryota; Metazoa; Arthropoda; Insecta; Hemiptera; Adelgidae. The transcript has 11 exons. The record is from RefSeq and is a predicted model, not a curated record. Bases 53 to 451 code for a protein of 132 amino acids.